GCAGUCUGUAGCGGUAACAGGGUCCGCCCCCUGUCUCUGCAGAUAAAGGGUCGCAGUCUGCUAUCCCAGGCAUGGAUGACGGUUGUAGUGAGACAUGGCAGUGCGACAUUACACUCUCGACUUCAACCUCUCUACAGCAGUUGACCCUGCCUCGACAGUGUCUGGUCUGCUGUCUAUAUUUCAUGAACAGGAACUGACGGAGACUAUUCAUGAUACAGAUGGGCAUGGUUACCUUGCUACCUUUGUGGGCAAGAAUGGCAGGUUUGUUGUCCUGCGUGUGCACUCCCAGGGGCUGGUCACAGUUGAUUUGCAGUGUUACGAAGAUGACGACAUUGCACAGCUAGACAACCUUUUGAAUGCACUGGAAAAUAAGCUAAAAGUUCUCUUAAAUGGCAAUAUUACAAGGAUUAAAAAGCUUCCAGCCCUUUUGCGAGGAGCAAAAGUUGACCGCUACUGGCCCACAGCCGAUGGCAGACUAAUUGAGUAUGACAUUGACAAGGUGGUGUAUGAAGAGGAUUCUGAAUACCAAAACAUAAAGAUUUUGCACUCACAGCAGUAUGGGAAUAUUCUAGUUCUGGAUGGAGACGUUAACCUUGCAGAGAGUGACUCUGCCUACACCCAGGCCAUCACAGGCAGUGGAAAAGAAAACUACGCUGGAAAAGAAGUAUUGAUUUUAGGAGGAGGUGAUGGAGGAAUACUUGCUGAGUUGGUCAAACAAAAGCCAAAGAUGAUCACCAUGGUGGAGAUUGACCAGAAGGUGAUAGAUGGGUGCAAAAAAUACAUGAGGAAGACUUGUGGUGAUAUCCUGGAUAACCUGAAGGGAGACUGUUACCAAAUAUUAAUUCAGGACUGUGUUCCCUUGCUGAAGAAGUAUGUCCAGGAAGGAAGGACAUUUGAUUAUGUUAUUAAUGACCUCACUGCAAUCCCAAUAUCCACCUUGCCAGAAGAAGACUCUACGUGGGAGUUCCUGCGUCUCAUUUUAGAUCUAUCUAUAAAAGUGCUGCAUCCCAGUGGGAAGUAUUUCACACAGGGCAACAGCGCAAAUCUGACUGAGGCACUGAAUCUGUUUGAGGAACGGCUGGGAAGGCUCUCGUGUCCAGUGGACUUCCGCAAAGAAGUGGUGUGUGUUCCUUCCUACCUGGAGCAAUGGGUUUUUUACACCGCUUGGAAAAAGUAAACAAGUUAUCUCCUGAAAUUCUCAGCAGCUGGAAUGUGAAGGCUCCUAAUUUCUUCUGUACCCCUCAGUUGUACGCAAAUUGAAUGCAGCCUGAAAAUUGGAGGCCACACAAAAUUCAGUUUAGUUUUAAAUGUUAGAAACUAUUCAGAUAUUCCAAAGUCUGAAUUGUUCACACGCCUCUGUGCACAUUGGUGAGCUUCUGCUGACUGACUAAGACGACUGACUGACUAAUUUGCUGUUUUCGGUUAACAAACACUGACU
Neolamprologus brichardi is the source of this 1438-nucleotide messenger RNA. The record is from RefSeq and is a predicted model, not a curated record. NCBI's taxonomy places the organism in Eukaryota, Metazoa, Chordata, Actinopteri, Cichliformes, Cichlidae.